Messenger RNA from Coregonus sp. 'balchen', 2246 nucleotides. NCBI's taxonomy places the organism in Eukaryota, Metazoa, Chordata, Actinopteri, Salmoniformes, Salmonidae. The record is from the annotation of a GenBank genome assembly.
UGAAGAAGAAGAAUGGCACGCUUUGUGUUUCCAUGGGAAACAGAAUUGCUGGAUGAGAUAACGCGAGAUUUUGCGACAAUCACGUUGCCUGUCUCUUCUCACAAACAUGGCGGACUACCGAGAAGCGCCCUUGGCCACUCGGCCAAAAACAUUGGACCCAGCUGAAUAUUUCAACCUUUCGCUGGACCAGAGACGUGCCGAGGAGGAGAGGGCUGGUUUAAGGGCUCAGCUGAAGAGACAAUAUCAGAUGCAGCUGAACAACCCCCACAGAAAAGAGCUUAUUGUAAGUACAGAGGAAGCUAACAUGCAAACGUUAGCUAACUUGCUAAUGUCAGACCCACAUUUCACCCAGGGUAAUGCUAACGUUUGGUAGCCAGCUAGCAUUCGCUAGUCAGACUAAAAACCCGAGCCGACAAGAUAAUGUUGUGCCUGCAUUCGGCAUUUGAGCUAUUCAGCAAAUGCCAUCUUAUGUUUAUCUACCUAACUAGCUAAUUUACUAAUCUAACAUCAGGCAACAGCACAGGAAGUUUUUGAGAGUAAGUUAGCUAACGUUAGUCAAGCUGGUUAUAUGAUGCCUGGCGUUCGCUAGUUUAGUUGAUGUGACCUUGAUGUUAGAAUUUCAUAGUCAUUUUGCUAUUUAAACUAAUUUGGGUUGCAUUCAGUAACAUGUAUUCUGGGGGGAAAUUACUGUUUGUGCAUUCAACCGUUUCUGCCCUGCAUAGUAGUUGACUGCAAUAAGACUGGCACCAACUCUCAAAGAAUGGCCAUCAUUAUUGACAUCAAAUGUUAUUAGUCACAUGCGCCUAAUACAACAGGUGUAGACCUUACAGUGAAAUGCUUACUUACAUGCUGCUGUUUUUUUAUUUACAGGAAGACCCUGCCUUGACACGCUGGGUGUACGCACGUACCAACCCCUACAACCACUUCAGAGCCACCAAGAAGACGUCACUGCUAGGUGGGCUCUUCGGAGUAGUGCCACUCUUCGUCCUGUACUACGUACUGAAGACUGACAGGGUAUGGAUGAGAUGACACAACCCGUUAUCCUACUCAUUCCCUGACAUUAGGUGUCUAUUCCAAAUCCACCCUAGCCUCUAUACUAAGGCACUUUAUUUAGAUAAGGGAUUGGAUAGAUUUUACAUUUACAUUUUAGUCAUUUAGCAGACGCUCUUAUCCAGAGCGACUUACAGUUAGUGAGUGCAUACAUUUUUCAUACUGGCCCCCCGUGGGAAUCGAACCCACAACCCUGGCGUUGCAAGCGCCAUGCUCUACCAACUGAGCUACAGAUUUGAGCAAUAUGGUGGACAUUCCUCCCAUCAAAGGGCUUGGUGAAGUUAUUGCCAUAUUGAUCAUACUGAAGUAGUCCUGUGCCUUGGGUUAGGGGUUGAUUUGCAACUGUUGUGUGGUGGGCUGUAGAUUGAUCAAACAUGUAGAUCUAUCUUUAGUUUUUUUACAAAAAAGUUUGGGAGAAACCUUAAAAAUAUUGUCAGACAAAGCUUCAAAGCGGAUUCGCUCCCCAUAAUGCAAAAAUGAUCACUUUACCAUGUCAAUGAGCUAAGAUGAAUGAACAGAGUGACUUAAUACUGGCUCUGAGGUCUCAUACAUCACUGCUGUAUUAGGCUACAUUUGUGUCUGUUCAAUAGAUUACUUUAGUGGGCACAGUCUGAUGGCCCUGUAUGAAUGUAGUAGGCCUACCUAACUAUAGUCAGGGGGAAGAAUAUGUGCUGCUCAUGUCUAAGCUCAUCUUCUACUCUACUCCGCCACCGUUCUCUGUAGUGUCUGUGACAUUUUAGUCUGAAUGGCAGCCCUUCCUUCUCCCUCCAUUGUUAUUGAGAUCCUCUCCCUGAAUCUGUGCCUGAAUCAGAGAGCGAUGUCACAGAGACCUGGGUACUGAGUGUGCCAUUGUCACACUGCUGUAAUUCCUCUGCUAUUUCUCCACUGAGAGGAAGAAAAACGACCUUGUAUUUAUUCAUGAGACAUUCAUUCAUAUUCUAAGCGGUGGAGGAUGAGGAGGUUGCUUAGGUGAUGAUGCCAUCUCUCUGUUGCCAUGGGGACCUCACUAACCCUCUCCUCUGUCUCCAGGACAAGAAGGAGGAGCAGAUCAAAGCUGGGACCUACGACCGCAAGUUCAAACUCGCCUACUGAGUUUGCUCAUCACGGACGUCCAAUGUAAAGUGUUGUAGAGAUAAUGUCAGUGUGUAUCUAUUAUUGAUAACUGAAUAAAACUUCCUUCAUUGUUUAAAACAAAA